Molecule: messenger RNA, 1711 nt
Organism: Leptinotarsa decemlineata (Colorado potato beetle)
Lineage: Eukaryota; Metazoa; Arthropoda; Insecta; Coleoptera; Chrysomelidae
Product: polygalacturonase
Biological process (GO): pectin catabolic process
Cellular component (GO): extracellular region
Molecular function (GO): polygalacturonase activity
Source: RefSeq, a predicted model, not a curated record
AACAAUUAUCAGAUUGACAUAUAAAUCCUGUGAUUAUUUUCUUGAUAGUUACAUUUUCUGAUAUUCUCUAAACAGUAAGUCAGAAAUCAUGUAUUUUGCGAGUUUAGUGGCUAUUUUAGCGAUAUGUUGCGGACUUUUCUACACUGUGGAUACUAAUAUACUGAAGAGAGAUUGUGAUAUCACCGACUUUUCUCAAGUACCAGACGUAGUGAGUAGAUGUACCAAUAUAAGAGUAUGGAAAAUGGAUGUUCCUGCUGGCGAGACUUUGAAUCUGAAACUACAAACAGGAACUACAUUAUAUUUCAAGGAUAUCGUUAAAUUUGGGGUAGCUAACUGGGACGGUCCUCUAGUUAAUAUUGAAGGAAAUGAUUUGAGAAUAUAUGGAGCUGCAGGUAUCGGAUUCUCCGGACAAGGAGAAGAAUAUUGGGACGGAAAAGGUAGUCAAGGGUCUAAAAAACCACUCUUUUUGAAAAUCAACGUACAGGGAGGUGAAUUCUAUGUCUUGAAUUUUGUGAAUUGUCCAGAACGUUGUACCUCCAUUACUGGAUCGGACAUCCUCAUCAAUGGCUGGACUAUUAAUACUUCUGAUGGAGACAAAGAUAACCUUGGCGUUGACACUGUCGGUUUUGAGGUGUCUGGUGAUAACAUCACCAUCAGAAACUCGCUAGUAUUCAAUCAGGAUGACUGUAUUAGGGUGGAGCGUGGUUCGAAUAUGUUAAUCAGUAACAAUUAUUGCAAUGGAGGUAACGGUCUAAACGUAGAAGUGGGGGCUGAUCCUGAAGCAUAUGAAGAAAAUGUGGUAUCCAAUAUCACGUUCGAUUAUGGUGUUAUUGAAAACUCAACUUACGGUAUCCAUGUUAAAACAGUUAAAGGAAGUGGACCUGGUUUAUUACAAAACAUCUCCUUCAGCAGCAUCAAUAUGAUUGGAAUCAAAAAUUACUCAAUAAGAAUACACCAAGAUUAUCCUGCUGAUGACAACAAACCUGAAGGAAAUGUACCUAUCAGAGUCUUGAAUUUGAAAUAUGUGACCGGUAAUAUGAGUGGAAGUUCGGCUGUACCAGUUGAUGUUGUGUGUGCUUCCGGAGCGUGCUCUGAUUGGACGUGGUCUAACAUAUCUAUAAAAGGAAAUAGCACGCCUUGUUCCAUGAACUAUGAACCUUCUGGGUUCUUUUGUUGAAUCAAAUUUGACAAAAUUUUCUAUAAAAGUAACUGAGAAAAUCAUUAUCGUUUUCAAUACAUGAAUAAAAGUUGUAGCGCUGUCUUUUCACGCUUUAAAUUCAACAAAAGCUAUCCAUACAGGUCUUCAUCAACACAUUAGAACCCAAAAUAAUGAAUUUUUCAAUUUCUGUUUCACCACACAGUAUCAACAGUUGGACUGCUACAUCAACUUAACACACUGAUGGAACUAGAAUGGACAGUCUCUAUCAGAAUCUUCCGUAAAACAACUUUGAGUCAUUGAUUCUCUUUCUCUAUAUAAUAUAUAAGAAACUUACAAAGGAGUGUCAGUCCUCAUACAAUUCACAUAUUGUAGAAUAUAGUUAUAUGUAGGUAUAACAAUUUUUAGGUGUCUACAUUUUCUAAAUAAUGUAAAUUUCAUUUGACUAUGUAUUUUAUUAUUUCGGAUUAUUAAAUUACUCAUUUAUUCAUGUAAUUGAACCGCAAGGUUUGUAUGAAUAAUAAAUAAAUGAAUAAAUCAAACUAUUUGACAAUG